This is a messenger RNA of Symbiodinium sp. CCMP2592, 2586 nucleotides long. The record is from the annotation of a GenBank genome assembly. Lineage: Eukaryota; Dinophyceae; Suessiales; Symbiodiniaceae.
AUGGGCCUCACGAGCCCAGCCCGUCUCGCGAUGCUCAAGCUCGACCCGGAGUUGCGCGAAAAGGCCGCUGCGCUCGAGGAGGCCCUGGCGGCCCAGCGCCGCGCAGAGCAGCUGGUGGCGGAGCUGCGGAACCAGCUGAGCCAGUGGCUCUCCGCCAAUAGGCAGACGAUGGAGGUGGCUUUGCGAGGCUUCACAAAGCUGGCGUCUAUCACCGGCCACAAGGUGCCGCAAAGCGAGCUGAAGUUCAUGCAGGCCUUCGCCACAGCAGAACCCACACCGAUGGAGGUACUCAAGGCCAUGAAGGAAGCGUCGCCCAAAUUCGAGGUUUGGGUCAGCGAGGCCUUGGCCAAGUACGCCGCGAGCUUCGCCAAGGAUGGCACUCCAGCCCCGCCCGUGGAGGCGCCGACGAAGGAGCCGGAAGCGCCGGUGCCAGAAGCAGCCAAGGAAGUGGUCUACAAAGGAGAUCCCAAGGAGGUGCAGGAGCUGAAGCGCAUCACGCAGAGGCAGCAGGAGGAGAUCUCCAAGCUGCUUCUCACCAUCGACGAGCUGCGAAAGCGUAUGGAGAACAUCAAGGUCGUGUCGCUAGAUGCCGGCCCCGGUGUUGCCGGCACGGUCGACAACAUUAUGGAGAAAGUUGGCCUGAAGGACAUCAUGGAAGCCGGCUUGGCGAGGAACCCGCCGGUACUUAAAGGUGUUUUUGAGCGCCUUUACUCUGAUGCCACGCAGCGCAUCCAAAGGUACGGCUUGAUCCGGCAGCAGAUGCUUUUGGCGAACAAGGCUUAUGCGGCAGUGGUGGAGGCCGUCGCUUCGGAAGAGGACCAGCAGUGGCCUGAUUUCGAGCGGCUAAACGACACCACGGACGCCACGAUCAGGGGCAUGUGGUACCACACAGAGUACCUCUUCCGAAGCGCUUGUGAAUACGCCAUGACGCAGGGUGUGGAGGCGACUCUGGUGAAAGCGCAGCAGAGCUUGGUCUCGGAGUUUGAGGAGAAGGCGCUCGGCAUGGCUCGGCCACGGCGGCCACGGUCUCCGGAGUGGCCAAAAGAAAGAAACACCUCGUGUUCUUCUUCUCGGGCAAGGGCGGCAGCGAGUCGCCGACGCCUGCAGAAGGUAGCGAAGCUUGCCGCUGAGGAGGCUCCGAACGUCGCUCGACUUAGGUUGGACCUGGAUGGGUUGGACGGCUUCCGCCAGGACUUCUUCGAAGCCUUCUCCGAAGAGGACUUUCUGUGGCAUGCACUCAAAGAUCCAGUGCGCACAGAGAGAGCAGUCACGCGGUCCUUCAAGCUUGUGGUCAAGUGGCUGCCGGAAGAGGCCCUUCACGAAGUGCAAAGGCUAUUUGUCGACUCGUCUUCGGCGCCGGCACUGCUGCUUUCGGGUUUGCCAUUGGAUUCGGAGAUCCCUCCCACGCCGAUGUUACCUGGCGACUUUCGCUUACCUGUGGCCGAGGCCUGGCUGCUGGGCUUAGCUCGUUGCCUUGGUCUGCCGUACGGUCUAUUGGGGUUUUACACUGAGAAUGCCCGCGGCGGGCUUAUCCGGGACCUUGCGCCGAAGCCAGGACUGGGAGGCAUCAACCAGCCGCACAUCCAGCUGGGCUUCCACCGAGACGUUCCCAAGUGUGUUUCCGGUGCCGAGAGCGAGCCCGAUGGCUUUGUUCUUCUGGCAGCUCGCGGCGAUCCACAGCACGGGGCGAAGACGCAGAUUUGCUCCCGCCGACGCCUGGCCGCGUGCUUGACAGCUGCCGAGCUGCAGGCUCUUCGCCGCAGCCGAGUGCGAGUUGAGUGCGUCAGGCCGGACGGAGUUUCUCCAUAUGGCCAGGCGUUUUAUGCCGUCACAGGCUCCGAGAACGAGCCCGAGAUCACCUUCUUCUACAUUCCAGACCACAAGGAGUUCUCAUAUCGGAUAGUUAGCGACGACGCCGAGACCCAGGCUGCCUACUACCGGGCACUGGCAGCGGCUGCAGAGACGUGCGACGAUGUAGACUUGCAGGCUGGAGACGCGCUGCUUAUUGACAAUGCCCGCUGCAACCAUGCACGAACGGCAUUCGAGCCGCAACAGGAUGGAACGGACCGGUGGUUGUUGAAGACCUUCGUUUCCGCAGGUGGAUGGCAACGGCCAACACCUUCGGCUUCACUGGCCUGGCCGAGCUUGCUAGUCGAGGAGAGCUUCAGCCCUGCGGCCCCGCGCCGUGAGAAGCCGCCAGGGCCUCCAAGACGCCAGGACCGAGGCAUCAAAGAAGAAGCUUCAAGCCGGCGAGAGCUUCCCAGCAAGCGACGACCCGAUGAACCAACGCCCUUCAUGUCCUACAUGGCAGCAUUGCGGGAGGUGCAGGGGCAGCUGGCCAAGGAAGUGGUCCAAAGCUUGCCCGAGAAGCGGCCGACGCGCGCCAACCUCGACGAGUUCCGAACCCUCAAGGACGCCUGCGACAGGCCGCCCAUUGCUUUGCCUGCCUCAACCACGUCGAUGGCAACUAGCCGCAGCCUGCCGGCCUUGCCCAAGACGCGUGGCCUGCACGGUGGCUUGCAGGAGCCAGAGGCAGUGCCGAGCCCACUCACGAAGGCGAAGAUGUCUGCGACUAUGAUGACGUAA